Aspergillus uvarum CBS 121591 is the source of this 1494-nucleotide messenger RNA. RefSeq names its product basic helix-loop-helix domain-containing protein. Bases 1 to 1494 code for a protein of 497 amino acids. Gene Ontology annotation, molecular function: DNA-binding transcription factor activity, RNA polymerase II-specific; protein dimerization activity; RNA polymerase II cis-regulatory region sequence-specific DNA binding. The transcript has a single exon. NCBI's taxonomy places the organism in Eukaryota, Fungi, Ascomycota, Eurotiomycetes, Eurotiales, Aspergillaceae. The record is from RefSeq and is a predicted model, not a curated record. Gene Ontology annotation, biological process: regulation of transcription by RNA polymerase II.
AUGUCGCACUCCGGCUAUUCGAUGUCAAACCAAUUCGGGAACCCCAAUGAAGGGGUUGACCCCUCGGAGUUGAGCAUGCAGAACGGCUUCAUGUCAUACCCGUUCUCCUCGCAACAGAACCUCUCCUCCAGUUUUAAUUUCGGUAACUCUGGGAUUGAUACCGAUGAGCUGCUGGAUUUGGAGAUCAACGGCCACAAUGGAGUCCAGCAGAACUAUCUCCAGGAGCAACAGUCUAGCGCUGGGAUCUCGAUGAGUCACCCUGGCCAAAUGUCACAGAUGUACUCCAACACGCCAGAUGGAGCUCCCAUGCACAGUCCCUUCAUGCAUAGUUUCAAUUAUGACCACUUCCGGAGCAUGGGCCAGCCAGGACAAGCGCCUCACCUCCAGGGCAAUGGAUCCCAUUUUGACCAGAGCUAUCUGAAUGCCAAGGCUCGGCCAAGCAUACAAGCGCUCGACCGGGCCUCGUAUGACGGGCGCAGCCCGAUGACCCCGAAGACCCCAGCGCUGGGCGCUUUGACCCUUGGGACGCCGGAGUCCGGGAGCUUCCCUACCCAGCCCAUUCGGACUGGCCUUCAGCAUCGGCACCAGAAGACGCUAUCCAACCAGUGGGAUGGUACGCCCGGAAGUGCACAUUCCUAUGUGGAAUCACCCAUCUCAUCCCCCGGCCAUCCAUCUCACCAUGCGGGGAUUUCGGAGAUCCUCAAAUCGGGCAAGCAUGCUUCCUUGCCGGCCAAGGUCGAUACGCAUAUGCCAGGGUCCGCCCAGGACUUAGAAUCGCAAGAGGCGAAGCGGCGCCGUCGCAGAGCCUCUCACAAUCUCGUCGAGCGCCGGCGGCGAGACAACAUCAAUGAACGCAUCCAGGAUCUGUCCCAUUUGGUACCCCAGCACCGCCUGGAGGAUGACAAGGUUCGCAAGCAGCUUGUCAACAACACUGCCAUGUCUGGUACUGGAGCUACCGCGAACGCUGCAACAUCCCUGCUCGCUGGAGGUAACGGGCGCCGUGCUACUGCUGGUAACAUCACCAUGGGUCUCCCAAUUGAGGAAAAAGAGAAGGGGCCCAACAAGGGAGAUAUCCUCAACGGAGCAGUCGGUUGGAUGCGGGACUUGAUGUGGGCCCUGCACGUCAAGCUCCAACAGGAGUCAGAGCUGGCAGAAUUGAUCAGCAAGCUGGGUGGCACUUGGCCGUUUGAGCAGACCGAGGAGGAAAAGCGCAUGCGCACCGAGAUCCUCGAUGCGCUAGAGAAAAAUGAUCCUAGCUCCUUUGCCUACAGCCGAGCGCCAGGCAGUGGUCUCCGGGUGCCCAAGCACACCAACAUUGCUGGGGAUUCUGUGAGCGGCAACGGAACAUUGAGCCCCCAAAGCCUGAGCCCACCUUUCAACAGUGGCAGCAGCAGCAAUGGCGGGGGCCCUGGACAAGCCCAGUAUUGGAAUACCUCGGGCCAUGCUGGCAUGAGCUUCAAGGAAGAGGACGAAUACGCAAUGGAAAUGAACUAA